This is a messenger RNA of Gossypium arboreum, 2919 nucleotides long. RefSeq names its product protein TOO MANY MOUTHS. Bases 126 to 2675 code for a protein of 849 amino acids. Gene Ontology annotation, molecular function: protein kinase activity; protein binding; ATP binding. The record is from RefSeq and is a predicted model, not a curated record. The transcript has 5 exons. Gene Ontology annotation, biological process: protein phosphorylation. NCBI's taxonomy places the organism in Eukaryota, Viridiplantae, Streptophyta, Magnoliopsida, Malvales, Malvaceae.
CGCAUAAUUAGCUUUCCUUCAUUCAAGAACCCGACCCCUCUCAUUUACUCCCCCUGCUGCUUUCCCUCGAUCCUUAUAUCAAAUCAACUUUAACUCCACCAUUUUUCACUCACUCUUUCCCAAAAAUGGCUGCAAAUUUCACUCUUUUCCUCGUCAUCUUUUGUGCUUUUUUCCAACUCUCUAGGCCUUUUACAGUCAUCAUGACGGAUUCCGGCGUCCCCUCUACUCUCAUCGACGGUCCUCAAACCGGGUUUUCGAUUAACAAAAAUGGGGCUCGGACCAACCCUCAAGAGCAAGAUGCGGUUUACGAUAUAAUGCGAGCCACGGGGAAUGAUUGGGCCACGGAUAUCCCCGACGUUUGCCGUGGGCGGUGGCACGGCAUCGAGUGCAUGCCGGACAAAGAUAACGUUUACCACAUUGUUUCCUUGUCUUUCGGGGCAUUGUCCGAUGACACUGCUUUCCCUACCUGUGAUCAGACAAAGUCUUAUCUUUCAGAGUCCAUUACCAAGCUUCCUCAUCUUAGGACACUCUUUUUUUACCGUUGUUUCACUUGUAAUCCUCAGCCAAUCCCAAAGUUUUUGGGUCAGUUGGGUUCUACUUUACAGACUUUGGUCCUUAGGGAAAAUGGGCAUAUUGGUUCCAUUCCUGCUGAACUGGGAAAUCUUACUCGUUUAAGGGUUCUUGAUCUUCACAAGAACAACCUUAACGGUUCGGUCCCUGUUUCAUUAGGCCUGAUCACUGGCCUAAGGUCGUUAGAUUUGAGUGGGAACAAAUUAAACGGUUCAAUUCCUGCUUUUAGCUUCCCGGUUUUGAAUGUUUUGGAUAUGAGUCAAAAUCUUUUAAUGGGUUCAAUCCCAUUUACCCUUGGGUCAUGCCAGUCUUUAGUUAAAAUCGAUUUUAGUCACAAUCGUUUGACCGGUUCCAUACCCGAUUCUUUUAGUGGGCUGAAAGAGCUCAUCCUAAUGGAUGUGAGUUAUAAUCGCUUGUCCGGCCCAUUUCCAACAUCACUCAGUAGCUUAACUUCCCUACAAGCUUUGAUCCUCAAAGGCAAUCAAAUGGGAUCAACUGCCAUUCCUAGUGAUUGCUUUGAUGGAAUGAAGGAUUUAAUGAUCCUAGUUUUAUCGAACAUGAACUUGCAUGGACCGAUCCCCGAGUCAUUAGGCCGGUUGAACAGCCUUCGGGUGGCUUAUCUUGACGGAAAUCACUUCAAUGGGUCAAUUCCAAGCAACUUCAGGGACUUGAAGAAUGUUAGUGAACUAAGGCUGAAUGAUAAUCACUUAACCGGCCCGAUUCCGUUUGGAAGAGAAAUGGUGUGGAAGAUGGGGCGCAAGCUUAGGCUUAACAACAAUUCAGGACUAUGUUAUAAUGCAAAUAACGGGUUUGAAGAUGCCUUUGAUAGGGGCAUCGGUUUAUGUGAUGCACAUAAACCCGGUUCAGCAAGGACAGUGCAGCAUUUGUCCAACAACACAAAUGGGGAUAUGACAACAACAAUAAAUGUAUCAGCUGGGGCAGUUCGUAAGACUUCAGUUUCUGUUAGGUUAUCUCAGUUGGCAUCACUAUUUUUGUUCAUUUUGCUGUCUUUACAAGGGAAAUUUGGUUUUGAGAUGGCGUUCUGCUCUAUGAUUUGUUGUGGGAAAGGCGUUGAUCGGAAAGAGAAGGGAAAGCAGCAGCCGACAUGGAGGAUAUUUUCAUUGAAAGAAUUACAUUCAGCUACCAAUAAUUUUAAUUAUGACAACAAGCUUGGAGAAGGGGGAUUUGGCAGUGUAUAUUGGGGUCAGCUAUGGGAUGGAUCACAGAUCGCAGUUAAGAGGUUGAAGGUGUGGAGCAAUAAAGCAGAAGUGCAGUUUUCGGUUGAGGUUGAGAUAUUGGCGAGAGUUAGACACAAGAAUCUACUGAGUUUACGAGGAUACUGUGCUGAAGGGCAAGAACGUCUGAUUGUAUACGACUACAUGCCCAACCUAAGUUUGCUUUCACAUCUUCACGGGCAUCAUUCAUCAGAAUGCCAUCUUGAUUGGAGUAGAAGGAUGAAUAUCGCAAUUGGCUCUGCUGAAGGAAUUGCUUACCUUCACCAUCAUUCAACCCCACACAUAAUUCACAGAGACAUCAAAGCUAGUAAUGUGUUGCUAGAUUCAGAUUUCCAGCCUCAGGUUGCUGAUUUUGGGUUUGCAAAAUUUAUCCCUGAUGGUGCAACACAUGUGACUACUCGAGUUAAGGGUACCCUUGGCUACCUUGCCCCUGAGUAUGCUAUGUUAGGAAAAGCUUCGGAGAGUUGUGAUGUGUACAGUUUUGGCAUUCUUCUGCUAGAGCUUGCCAGUGGCAAGAAACCCCUUGAGAAACUGAGUCCAACGGUGAAACGCCCCAUUGCAGAAUGGGCUCUCCCUCUAGCUUCUGAGGGGAAGUUCAGUGAAUUGGCGGAUCCAAGGCUAAAUGGGAAGUAUGUGGAAGAAGAGCUGAAAAGGGUUGUUCUGGUCGCACUUGUAUGUGCUGACGCUCAGCCCGAGAAAAGACCUACCAUCCUUGAAGUUGUCAAGCUGCUCAAAGGAGAGUCCAAAGAGAAAUUAAGUGAACUAGAAAAUAGUGAUCUGUUCAAGAACCCGCAGUCUGCUGUUUGUAAUGAUGAGAUAUUAGCUUCCGAGGAGAGCUCAGACACAAUUAAGGAAGAGAAGGAUUCCUAAUCCGGUGAAGGAGACUGAGCACGGAAGUCCUUAAGAUGGCUAAUUCCAAGGACGAAUUUAAGUAUUAGAUGUCAAAAUUUGUAUAUUUGAUAUGCAUAUAUAUAUUAUUGUUUUCUUUUGCUUAUUUAUCUUCUCGUAAGAGGUGGCAGUGGUUACCGAUGCCGGCAACACCACGUUGUAACAUGGAACCAUGCUUCAGGAGUGCUAUGAUAUAUGUCUGGGGGUCAACGAAAUGUUUCUUGAA